This is a messenger RNA of Caretta caretta (loggerhead turtle), 7235 nucleotides long. It is a transcript of the gene CEP15, whose product is annotated as centrosomal protein 15. NCBI's taxonomy places the organism in Eukaryota, Metazoa, Chordata, Testudines, Cheloniidae. The record is from RefSeq and is a predicted model, not a curated record.
CCUUGGUGUCGAUCAGGAGUCAUUGCAAAAUGCAGAGCCACAGUGUGACUUGCCUGGGGGGCAGCUCCAGUCCGGCCAAUUCUGCCGCUGCUUCAGGCUUGCCCUGUGGGAGGGCAACAGCUCCCUGUCCGUCCGUCCGCCCCCACCCCCCAUGGUAAAAUAUUUGUCUAUAGGGAGUAAAGUUGGCAGUUAGUUAAGUAAUCAAAGAUGGCAUCCUACUUAGCACAAGAAGUUCAGCUUGCUAGAAGACAUGACAAGAUACUCUCUCAGAGAUUGGUAUUGCUACAGCAGAUGGAGAAUCAUCUAGGAGACAAAAAGACUGAAAAGAUGUCGCAAACACAAGCAGCUGAUGCAGCUUAUAAAAGAAAUGCAGCACUUUUAAGUGAUAUAGAAGCAGCAGAAAAGAGGUUGCAAGCAAGAGUACACCUACAGCCACAUCCUGAUAUUGUUAAGCUUGAAACUCUCUAUUGGGCAUCAGUAGAAGAAUCUAUUCCUAAGUGGGAGCAGUUUCUUUUAGGAAGAGCACAAAUGCCUGUUGGUUUUAAGAAAAAGAAAUCUACAAAGUAUAACAUAAGUCACCCAGAAGGAGCUGCACAAAGAUAAAGAGAAAACCUUUGACUUCAAUGGGCAAAAUAAUGCUAUCCGGACAACAGUGUGUCAGGCCAUUAAAUUGCCAUUUAAAUUUAUGUAUAUGAAAAUGAAUCAUGUUUGAUGGGUUUUUUUCCAGUUGUAUCUGUGUGGAAGAGUUCAGCUAAACUGUAGUCUGCCAGCUUGAGGAGGCACAGAAUAACAUUUCUCCUGGUGGGAGGAACAGUCCUUCUUGAAAGUGACUUUAUAAGAUCAGAAAUUAGACACUGGUCUAUGGAAGCCCACCAGUACAAUAGCCUCUUUAAGAUGACAAGAAUUUUAGGUUAUGUAUAAUCCUUCACUUUUGUAUUUUUAAGUACCUUGUAUAUGAAUCUACCUUUAUUUUCUUGAACCUCCUUGGCCAUGGGGGGAAUUUAUUCUGGGAAAGGCAGGCAAUUUACAUCAGGCUGAGGGGAAAGCUUUAGUUUAUGGCUGGUAUCCUCUAUAGGAGCCCAGUGGUAAAGGGUGGAGAGGGCACAUAUUUAAUCUUUAUGUCCCCUGUUUUCCCUGACCAUGUCAGUGACACUGAUUUUUUUAGGGGGGAGGAGGAUGGCGAGGGGCUGUGUUGGUCUUGCCCAUAAGCAAUUGCAAUUUCUGUUCCAUUAACCACUGCUGCAGACUUCCCAUAUUAGGUUCUGUGCCUGGUUUGCGAAAGCAGAAGCCAAUGCGAAUUUGGGUUGAAUCCAGCCAUGAAGUUCAUUUUACAGACAUUGAAGUAACAAACAUUAGUAUUAUAUUUUGACCAUGUUUCCUUUGUAGUUUUAAGCCAUUGCUUUGUGUCACUUUCAUUUUGUUAAUGUAAGCCAGAGACACAAUUUAUGGAUUAGGGCAUGGGAGGUGUGGAGGAACCAGACAGAAAGUCAGCCCAACUGAGCGUCCCAAAGAUCACAGAUACUGGAAUAAGAAGGGGGGACGCUUGCUUUCUAUCGCAGAUUGAGGACAGUUUCUCAGCCUCUGCCUACAAACAUGGAAGGCCAGCCGGUGUUUUUUUGCUUGCAUAUUGUUAAUUAUUUGUAUUCUCUGAGUGCCUAGGAGCCUUCGUCACAGGACUCCACUGUGCUAGGUGCUGUACAAAUACAGAACAAAAAGACAGUCCCUGCCCCAGAUAGCUUACAGUCUGAGGCUAACCCCUUGAUAAAUUAGUGUGCCUGGGAGUCACCGUCCAUUGCUUCCUCAUGUUUGUAUAUAUUGAAAGGCCGAAUUCAGAGAGAAAUCUUUUCAAGUAAAUUACUUAGAAGUCUUUGUGCUUUUUCACUCUUCCAUAGCAAGGAAGCAUGGUGGACUUUGGCGGGGGGGGGGUUUCCUCUAGAAUGGGAUUUGAGUCAAGAGGAUCAAUAGAAACCAAUUUCAAUAAAGGGUGGUUACUACUUCCUUAGGGCAAGAAGAAUUCAUGUACAUAGUUAUGAAAUGGGGCCACACAAACCACUCCAGUUAGCUAUAGGCUAACCAAAUUAAUUACCAGGAACUAUUAGGAAUGAUGAGCCCUCACCCCCUUAUUUGCUGUUAGGGGUUUGUCUUUCCCCUACCUCCCCAUUAAGUUUGGAGCGGGGGGUAACCUUGUCCCUAUAUCUGAUUUUUGUGUUAUGGGUGUAUGAUCUAACAGCACCUUUCUUCUACUCCAUGACCAACCUCUGCAUAAGUGUCACAGCUCUUUACACUGCUCCAUAAGGAAGGUGCACCUUCCGAAUUUUGCACCUAGAGCAUUUUGUGAAUUUAAUUAAUCGAAUAGGAUUUAAUUAUCCAGUGCUGACUGGCUGUUAGUGAGGAAUUCAUUGCCCCUCAAAAUAGGGAGCAGCCUCUCCAGCUGGAGACCACAGGAAGUCUGAACAGUUUGCAAGGGCCAACACCUGCAGAAGCUAUUUUCUGCUAGAUCAGGCUCUUAGUUUGCUGAAUUUAAAUCACUCAAAGAUUCACCCAAAAAAAAAUUCCCCCUAGCUACACUUUAAAAUGAUUUUACAUGUUCAAAGUUUAUAUGAAACUUUUUCUAUUGAAAUGUCCAUUUUAAACUGAUAAGUUUUUACAGAAACUGCCAUGUUAGAAAUAUCCUGUUGAGUGGGUGUUGGUGUUUGUAACAAUAACGUUGUUUUCAAAAUAUGUGAUGGCAGAUUAGCACGCUUCUCUGCAGUGUUGUUAACAGUUGUAAUUAAGGAAUAAACAGUAAAGGGUGUCAGUCCGAUGACAAUUCCAUCUAUAGUGUCACAAUACAAAAUGUCACAAAAUAUUAGAACUGUUAUAUAACUACAAAAAUAUCAAAUUAGGCUUUCAUCUUAGAAGCAGAAAGCUUAAAAAAAACUGGCAUAGAGACUGUUGCAAUUUUAUACCUACUCAUUGUUCUGUCACAAAGACAAAUUGGUAAUAUUUUGUUCUAUAAGAUUACAAAGUGAUUCUCAGCCAUACCGUUGAUUUAACAGUAGUGUGUACAGAUUUUCAGUUCUGAAAUUGUAAAUCCAGCCAGAUGCAGAAGUGAUAGAAAAGGAACAAUUUUUAUACAUCAAAGGGGUGCUUUUUGAAAGGGGCAAAGGAAGUUAGGUUCCCAAAGAGGAAGGAUGAGUCAGUGGUUAGUUCAGCAGCAAGAGACCUGGAUUCAAUUCCCUGCCUUGCCACAGACUUUCAGGGCAACAUCCACAAAAGCAUUUAGAUAACUAAUUGCAUGUGCCCAACUUGAAAAUUGAGAUCCUUAAAUUUGUGGUCAGCUGCUGCCCCACCCAGUAGGUGCCUAAAUUCCAUGGGUGCUGACGUUUCUGUUGGUGCUCAAGCGCAAAUCCACCUUAAGUCCUGAUACCACCAAGCUGUUCAGCAAGCUCAUGCCUAAGGCCCAGCAGGAUUCACAAAGUAAGCAUUUCCACUGCCUAUCUUGCCGCCAAGGCCCGAGCUGGUACGAAUUCCCAGAGUAUGUCCAUUCAGCAACUAGACACCCGUGUCUGGCCCAUGCCAGGCCCGUGCCAGCUGACCUGGGCUUGUGGGGCUCAUGCUGCAGGCUGUUUCACUGCUGUGUAGACAUCUGGACUCAGGAUGGAGCCCGGACUCAGGAUGGAGCCCAGACUCAGGACCGUUCAAGGUGGGAGGCUCUCCGAAGGCUACAUAGCAGUUAAACAGCUCUGCAGCCUGAACCCCAUGAGUCCAAAUCACCUGGAACGGGCCAGCUUCAGGUUUUUCUUUGCUGUGUACACGUACCCUCAGAGGCCCCCUUAGAAGCUCCCAAUGAAAGAGGAUGGGAGUUAAGUUCCUACCUCCCAUUCGUGCUUUUGACAGUCUCUCCCUGAAAUUUGAAAAUAAUGAAGUAGUAUUCAACCACAGUGAAAUUUAUAUCUGUUUCAGUUAAUCUGAAAAUGACAACUAAACACAUGGUGAAAUUGUGAAAUGUUGAUUCAGGGAAAGAAUCACAUUCCCAGACUUAGGGUGUCUGAUUUAUGUAGUUAACAGCUCCAGAUAUUUUAACAUUCAUUUAUUUUAGUUAAUUUCAAUCAAUUAAACCAAACUAGGUCUUUUGGAUUGUAAUUCAGUAAGGAUUUUAUAGUGUGCAGAAUGUUGAAGCUUAAAUUGAAAACAAUACUGAUGAUGCUAAACUCAUCCUCCCUUCAGAGACUUAGGAAAUUGAAAUUCCAUAUUGUUCAGAGGGUAUGGCCUUGGAAGCAGCGGAAGUACAGCUACGCUAGUGCAUGGAAAAUUGUAAGGAAAUAUAUCUAUUCAAUGCAGGAAAAUCCAUAGAACAAGAACAGGAGGAAAGCAUCCUGAACUGAGAAAGCAAAAGAGGGCACGUUACUGCUUGUACCACUGUAACCCAAAGUGGUAAGAAAUUAGCACAUACAGAGAUUGUACAUGGACCACGUGGAACAAUAAAGGAAAUGGGGCAGAGAGGCAAACCGCAGGGCAUCUGAGAUGAACAAAUAGGGGUGAUUCUCUCUCCUUCGCUUGAUCGCAGAGCUCAGGGCCUAUUGUCAGCACUGAGGACAAUCAUGCUGUCGCUCAUGCAGCACUUAAUAGACCUUGUCAACCACCCUAAUAUAUUGCUAAGGUUACUGUUGGUCCUGUGUGCCUUAAGUUGCCGUGUAUCUUGGCCCUGAUUCAAGACAGCACUGGAAUGUUGCCUAACUUUAAGCAUGUGCUUAAGUCUUACUGACUCCAGUGGGAUUUAAGCCUGUGCUUAAAUGUGGUCCUGAAUAGGUUUCAGAGUAAUAGCCGUGUUAGUCUGUCUUCGCAAAAAGAAAAGGAGGACUUGUGGCACCUUAGAGACUAACCAAUUUAUUUGAGCAUGAGCUUUCGUGAGCUAUAGCUCACUUCAUCGGAUUUAUACCGUGGAUACUGCAGAAGACAUUAUAUACACAGAGAGACCAUGAAACAAUACCUCCUCCCACCCCACUGUCCUGCUGGUAAUAGCUUAUCUAAAGUGACCACUCUCCCUACAAUGUGCAUGAUAAUCAAGGUGGGCCAUUUCCAGCACAAAUCCAGGUUUUCUCACCUCCCCACCCCCAUACACACACAAACUCACUCUGCUGCUGGUAAUAGCUCAUCCAAAGCGACCACUCUCCCUACAAUGUGCAUGGUAAUCAAGGUGGGCCAUAGGGAUGCUGUCCUGAGCCAGGGCCAUUAUUUGGAACAUAUGAUUCCAAGUAGUCAGCCACAUCUCUGACCCCGCAUCACCUUUUAUUUUUUUAAUUAGCCCAUGUAGUUUCCUUUCAGUUCGUAAGUGCUUUUUCACUCAGCACAUGCUGCCCUACAUGCUGUUCUCUCAGGUUCUCCCUUCUGGUCCUUUUACUGCUAGUACUACAACUUAAGCCACAUAGUCCAUGACAAGCUCCUGGCUGAAAAAUAUUCUUAAUUGAGAAAAGCAAUGGGGAAAACAAAUGACUUUACUGUAUGUGGAUUAGCGCUUGUGUGUCUCAUAAGAAGGAAUACUGAAUCACCUUAUUUGUUAAGUUUAUGUUCUGAUGAGUAACCAUUGUACUGACCUAAGAACACAGCCUGAUUCAUGCCCACGUUGUCACCUCCACCACCACAUUUCCUUAGCUGUAUACUUUCUUGAUCACUGGGGAAAGCAGUGCAGUUAGGUAUUUCUUUGGGAUGAGAAAUUCCUUAUUCCUGAAUACUUUCUCGAGCCUUUUGUUAUUUUCGUAUAAGAUAUUUAUAAAAUAAGAGUUUUUAUUAAAUUUUAGUUGCAUUGCAUCCAUGGUUGUUUAUAUUCAAGACCAUAUUUUCAUUCAGGCUUCAAGCUAGAUUCUGCACUGGAGACUGCAGUUUUACACACACACACACGCACAUGGGUGUGAUGCUCAAACUGCUUUUGUGCAUGCAAUUCAAGUAGUUAGAUGUCUAAAUGCUCAGUUUGGACUUCUGUGCAUUAAACAAUAUUUUAAAAAUCUGACUCUGAAAUUGAGUGUAAUCUUAGAGAUUGCUUCUGAAAAUGUAGCCCUUAAAAAUUAUUUACUACAAAACUAAAGUUUUUAAAAUAUUCAUAUUAUUUUAAUAAUUCAGUACAUGUACAGCUAAGAUACAAGAUAUUACUUAGCCUUAGGAAUUCUCUAAAGAUUUAAAGCAGUUAUGCAAUUUUAAAAUAGAGCGAACAAAUUUCAUAAAUAUGUCUUAUGUAUCCAAAGACCAGAUCCAGGGAAAACGUGUUUUUAAAGUUGCAGUAAGGAGUGAUCCACAUGGCACAAUGAUUACUUUUGUGUAUUCUUAUGCUAUGUCAGAUGUAUAGCUUACAGUAGAAAAGGAGCUAUUCUGGCUCCAAAAGACCAGUAAGGCAAUCCCACUGAUUUAACGGGGGUUGUUUGAAGUGCAAAGCAGUGCUGAGUUUGGCCCAGUAAAUACACAUACAAGAGAGCAGCUGCAAAAAAAAAAUUGCUUGUUUAAAAUAAUAUUCCUUCUCCUGAGUUCUCAUUUGACGCUGAAUUGAAAAAGUUAAACUGCUGUAUGGAGAUCAGAAUUUCAGAAGUUUAUUGCUAAGAAAUCCCAUAUUCUUGCCAAACCUAAAGUGGAGGUGAUCUAUGGAGUCACAUUUUUGUUUCACAACAACACAAUUAAGUAUUUGAUUAUCUAAGCUGUCAUCUUACCAGCAAGAUAUGGAUAUGGAUUUUUAAAAUGCCCCUGUGGAAGACACAGAUGCAAGAACAAUUCCUUUUUGGAUCCUCCUGCAGUGUGAAGUUUUUGUCUUUGCAAUAUGUAGUACCAUUUACAUUGGGAAUUCGUUAUUCUUUCAAAAACAAUGCUAAAAAAGCUCUUGAGAAUGCUGUAACCUGCACCCAGGGCAUAUAUAAUCUUCUGGUUGUUUUUUGUGAGAUCCACAUCACAGGAGUUUGUCACUGAUCUAUAUUACAUAUGUAGUAAUAAUGAAUUUAAUCAUCGCCUUUCAUAACUUUUCACCUAGGAAUUAUUCUUAAUUCCUUCCUUCCUUAAUUCUUAAUGAUCUUAAAAAUUAUUGGGUUUGUUCUUUCUCCUGAUUCCUAAUCAUAGCACUUACCAAAGGCCCCUAUUUGAAAGGCCACUGAAUACCAAGAAGUUUGUUUACAUCGUGCUCUUGAAAGAAAUACAAGCCCAGCCAGAUUUCAUAUGAUUGUUUUGUAAAUAUAUUGUAAAUUAAUAAAAAUAAUUUUUAUUCUCCUUUAAAUUAA